AUGGCUGACAGAAUCACGUCUCUUACCAUUCACUGCCACAGUGCCACCACGGAUAGCUGUCUGCCCUUUUCACCCGGCCGAUGCUCUCCGGAAUCCUCAGCUUUGAGCAAGAUUCCGCGAUACCUGUUCAGGGUCCACGCACCGAGCACAUCAGGUCAAACAUCUCUAAAGGAAGUCGUCUCCAAAGCUGCUCUGGGUGGGCACGCCAGAGCUGGUCGAGACAUCUUUUCGAUGCCCGCAGAAGAAGCAGCGGAGAUGCUCAACUGCCACCUUCGUUGGUGGGCGAGAAACUUCGACAACCUCAUGUCUUGGACCAGCUCUUUGCUCUUCGCCUUACAAUACGCCCUGUAUCGCAGUAUCAAGCUCCAAGGUGGGCGGCUCGACGAAGCGUCCGAUAUAUGGAUCUAUGUCGUGGAUACGAGAAAUCUACCUGAGGGUUCGUUCAUCUCAGAUCAGGCACUUCUUAACGCAUUUACUGGGAAAGAUGCAACACAUCCAUACAACCUAUCCAACUUUCGACAAUUACGCGAACGCUACAACUUUGGCGAGUAUUUAUGUCAAGGAAGGCUGUCGAUUACAGGUGCAUCUACUUCUGCAUCUCUCAAAAGCAUCAUUGAGCACGGCCUUUUCAGGCUAUGCCCCGAACUAGGCCUGCCGAACGAAAAACCGGAACUUGCAAACAGGGUGUGCAGGCUUCGCACCCAGUGCUUUGCUUCUUCCACGCCGGCGGACAAGGCCGACUUCCGCUUCGCCAGCACUAUUGCUCAAGGAUGUUUCGGAGAGGAAUGGGCACUUCCAAUGACGGCGGCAUUUCUCUCAUUGCGAAGGCGACCAGUAAAUGAUGUUGUCAUCGUUGACGGGUUUAACGCCCUCUUCUCCGAGCAGGAGAUUUGUGCGCAUGACCUCGGUUCGUUCAAGACCUAUCAUCGUGAUACACAUCCGGAGACUCUGCAAUUCUCCAAAGUCAUUCAAGACCUUCACAGUGACUACUGCACGAGAGUACUUGAUUCUGUCCUCGACACCACCACGAAGCUAUCGCUUGUAUCUUUCUGA
Colletotrichum orchidophilum is the source of this 1053-nucleotide messenger RNA. RefSeq lists its product as uncharacterized. Bases 1 to 1053 code for a protein of 350 amino acids. The transcript is spliced from 3 exons. The record is from RefSeq and is a predicted model, not a curated record. NCBI's taxonomy places the organism in Eukaryota, Fungi, Ascomycota, Sordariomycetes, Glomerellales, Glomerellaceae.